AUGGAUGGUUAUUGGACCUCCACACCACGAGGGGGCUUUCACCGUCCAAUUCAAUCGAUCAUCCGACCACCGGCAUUCACCCAAAGGCCGGAAACCUUUGAAGACAUCGAGUACGGCCCGUUUGUCUCCAAGACGGAGACAAAGGUGGCGUAUGACUUGUGGUCGUUGCCCGACAAAGAACUAGGCACCGAGUGGCAGCAACAAGAUGAGCGGCCGUAUACACUGCCGAAACACGCCGAAUGGGAAGCACAUGUACUGGCAGAAAAUGUCUACCGGGCCUAUGCUCAUAACCAGCGCGGGCACUUUGAGCUGGCCAUUGGGGACGCCUAUCGUGCACGGCUUCUUUGCGACGUCCUCGGGGACGGUUUCGAAAACUCUCGGCAGCCGGACUUGUAUGCACAAGCUUGGCAUGCCGUCGAGCAGCAUCUGACCGCGGUGCCCCAAGACGAUAGUCGCAAGGCGAAGAUCAAUCGCUUGCUGAGGUUACGCGGCCUCAAUGAAUUCACCUACAUCCUGUUAAGGGCACUCGAGCAUAUCAUCAUUCUUAGUCUCGCCGCUCUCAACUCCUGGGACGACUUUCAAGCCCACUUUGAAUCCAUCAUCAAGAUGACUCUCAGGGGCGAACGUGAUUUUCAAGUCCUCAGAGCGCGGAGAGAGGUCACCAUGCCUGUAUAUCCAUACGAUGCUGACGACUUUGAUCGCACCGAUGUGGACAUUCUGAAGAAGAUCAAUCUCAGCCUCUUCGACCCCGAUCCCGCUGGUUCAACCCCCUGGGCGAAAGUCUGUGAAGUGAAACCCGGCGAUGGCCGAAGCGAGCUGGGGUUCUUUGCUACGGUUAAUAUCGCAAAGGGAGAUUUAAUCCAUUACGAAGAGCCUGUAAUCCGGGGUCAUCUUCACCGUCUCCGGAUGCAAAAGGACCAGCAUCUCACCACUACAAACGAGGAAUGGUGUGAUAACUGCAAGCGACGCAUCGGUUCAAAUACCUUCGACGCCUACAAGGCAAACAAGGAUGCCAUCAAGGCCGGGGCAGACCCGAAAGCUUUGAUCUUUUGCAACUCUUACCAGCUUGACGCGGCGAAUACCUCAGCGCAACCAUGUCUGAAGAUUGCACGCGAUGUGUACCACUUUGAUAGCUGCUGGGGGGACUGGGCCUGGCUACACGACGCCAUGCAGCCCUGUUUCUAUAAUUGGAUGGAUAGGGAGCACAUUUCACAUACCAACGAACACCACGGGACUUUUCUGAGCCUGCUGCUGCGGAACGUGCUGGAGAUCACCCUCCGCCGCCGCAAGAAAGACCCGGGUCUUCUGGCGCACGAGAUCAGCAAGCUUCUACUUCUCGACGACGAUACACCGGGGAUCUCUUCGAGGGCGCGGGGACAUAAGUGGUUCCCGUUUACCAUGGCGGCCAACAUCCAGAUUGUGCUCCGGAAGUUGCUGGCCAACGUCGUGCCGUGGGAGGAGUCUCGACGGGGAGUGGUGCCGGACAUGCAACCCGCCGACAAAUACAAGAAUAUUGUCCAUCCCGACGAGCAAAACCAACGGAUUCUCGCGAAUCACUCUUUUGAGGAUUUCGACCCCACGUUCAAAAACCUGUAUCUCUUCCCGGGACUCAGCAUGUUCAACCACUCCUGCCUGAAUGUGCGCAACGCGGAAUGGGGCUAUGAUGACGACGUCCCUAACCGCGUGGUUAAAUGGGCAUUGAAGAACAUCGCAGCUGGCGAGGAGACCCGUGUCUCAUACCAGCAUGGAGACUUCAAGUCUGAUAACCGAGGGAUGUGGCUGCUUGGUUCGUCUUGUAACUGUCCUCAAUGCGAUGACAACCUUCCACGUCCAAGCACGCCGCCUGCAGACCAAGACCCUCGGCCGGCUCCCACACAGGGUGCCAAUGCGAGCGCAAAACGCCGAAAGCUCAGCGACACUGAAUGGGCUGAUGUUCAAGGGGACCGGGUUUUGAUUCAUCUUGAGACAGGCUCGAUUCAUCAAGAGAUAGACCCCCAAUAUCCGAUAGAUGGGAGGAGGCGCAUUUUCGGGGAAGAUCAGAUAUUAGAGGAGCAGCCGCUAGGAGUGUCAGGGCCUUUGUUUAGUAGUGACGAAGAGUGA
This is a messenger RNA of Penicillium alfredii, 2100 nucleotides long. RefSeq lists its product as uncharacterized. NCBI's taxonomy places the organism in Eukaryota, Fungi, Ascomycota, Eurotiomycetes, Eurotiales, Aspergillaceae. The record is from RefSeq and is a predicted model, not a curated record. Gene Ontology annotation, molecular function: protein binding. The coding region runs from base 1 to 2100 and encodes 699 amino acids. The transcript has 5 exons.